UCUCAACAAAAUCAAAAUUCUUUGUUGUUAUUUUUAAGCCAACCCAACAUGUGGUCUAAAAUUAUUUAACAAUAAAUUAUGCAUUUAGCAUUACCUUUUAACACAAGAACUAUGGAUUCUAUAGAUAUUUGAUUGCAGUAGCAAGAGGUCAGAAAACAGGUAGAAUCCGAAUUGAUUUUGGAACAGCUGUUGGAAAUUGAUAUAACCUCAAAAUGGAGUCUUCGAUUCCCAUUUUCACUAGAGGAUCUGCUGGAAUAACAUCAAUUUCCGGUCCACCGAGCUUGAAACGAUUUGAUGAAUUUCCACCAAUCAACAACAAAUCGUGCAGAACCAUACUUUUCAGCCCUGAUGGGUCUUAUUUCGCCUAUACCAGUGCCUCAAAUAUAAAUAUUUUGGAAACCGAAAAAUGGCGUCCAAUAGCAACGAUCGAAAACACAAAGGCAUAUCAUUUAGCUUUUUCGCCUCAGAGUACGUUUUUAAUGACCUGGGAACCUUUUACCGUUAGCAAUGCUAACCCGCAAGGAACUCCUAAUUUGAAAAUUUACAAAACUCAAGGGGGAGAUUUGGUCAAGAGCUUCACUCAAAAGAAACAAGUAAAUUGGGAGCCUCAAUGGAGCAAUGACGAAAAACUAUUCACGAGACUUGUCAAUAAUGAUGUAGUGUUCUAUGAGGAUUUAAAUUUUGAAAGAAUUGUAACUAGAAUAAGCGGCUUGAAGGUGGUUUCUUAUAAACUAUCUCCAAAUGUUGGCACUUAUUUUAUUUUGUGUCAUACUUUGAGUGCUCAACCACCAUCAUUUGGAAGGCUUUUUAAAUAUCCUAACUUUGACAUUCAGCAAGCUGUUGCUAGCAAAAGCUUUUUUCAAGCUGACACUGUUGAGGUUCUAUGGAAUUCCAAAGGCAAUAAUGCCUUAUUGCUUACUUCAACUGAAGUAGAUAAAACUGGAGGUUCAUAUUAUGGCAAACAAGGGUUACAUUUUAUUGGUUUGAAUGGACAAACUGCUAUAGUGACUAUGAAUAAAGAAGGUCCAAUUUAUAGUGUGGAAUGGUCACCUAAAAACCAGGAAUUCUGCGUCAUUUACGGAUUUAUGCCAGCAAAAGCCACACUUUUUAAUUUAAAAUGUGAACCCAUUUUUGAACUAGGUACUGGGGCUAGAAAUGCCAUUUAUUAUAAUCCUCAUGGGAAUAUUUUGCUUCUGGGAGGUUUUGGAAACUUGCGUGGACAAGUUGAGAUUUGGGAUGCUGUAAACAAGAAGAAAUUGGGUAGUUGUGAAGCAUCAGAUUCCACUCUCCUUAGAUGGUCAGCAGACGGUGAACAUUUUCUAUCAGCCACCACAGCUCCCAGAUUAAGAACCGCUAACGGUUUCAAGGUGUGGCAUUAUUCUGGUUCUUUGCUGUAUGAAACUCACUGGCCUCAAGGUGAAGAGUUGUACGAUGUUGUUUGGAAGCCCGCUCCUAAAUUGGCAUUUAAAGAACCGCAAAUCACUAGUAAAAAAGUUGAAGGUAUAGCUCCGAGCCAGCCUCAAGCUUCAAAAGAGGCUUACAGGCCUCCGUCUGCUAGGAACCGUCCAACGGUUAACUUUAAGUUGCACGAUGAUGAUGAAGAAGCUCAUAGGGUAGGAUCAAAUAAUGCUCCUUCUAAGGCAGCCUUGAAAAACAAAAAGAAAAGAGAAGCUAAAAAAUUGAACCAAAACGAAGCAGGCGAAGGUAAAACAGCUCCGGUUGUUAGUAGUGUACAAGUGGCACUUACAGGAGACCCAGAAACUGACAAGAAGUUGAAGAAUAUCAAAAAGAAACUUGAUGCCAUUGAAAAACUUAAACAAGAGCAAGCUUCCGGAAAAACUUUGGAGGCGAAUCAGUUGACAAAACUCAAAGGGGAAGCUGAUUUGUUGAAAGAGCUGCAACAACUGACUCUUUGAGAGGCCGUUUCAACUUAACUAAACGAAUGUUAUGUUAUGAAUAAAGAAAAUUUAAUUUCAGACAGGU
Molecule: messenger RNA, 1983 nt
Organism: Ceutorhynchus assimilis (cabbage seed weevil)
Lineage: Eukaryota; Metazoa; Arthropoda; Insecta; Coleoptera; Curculionidae
Source: the annotation of a GenBank genome assembly